Molecule: messenger RNA, 1446 nt
Organism: Coccinella septempunctata (seven-spotted ladybird)
Lineage: Eukaryota; Metazoa; Arthropoda; Insecta; Coleoptera; Coccinellidae
Exons: 1
Coding region: 1-1446 (481 amino acids)
Biological process (GO): proteolysis
Molecular function (GO): aspartic-type endopeptidase activity
Source: RefSeq, a predicted model, not a curated record
AUGAACGUCGCUGUGAGUUGUGAUUUUGUCUUGACGCAUAUGUUGCUUUCUCGUUUGGAUCCGGAGACAUCCCGCGCUUUCGAAAGAGAACAUGGAUCGACCGCCAUACCGGAAUAUAACACCUUAUUUCAAUUUUUAGAAGAAUACUGCAACGGAUUGAUCAACUCAAAUACUACCGUUUAUGCUAAGAGUUCGCCUAACAAAUAUAUGUCUAAUUCAGAUUGUAGAAAGAGAAACUCUUUCAUCACCCAAACUAAAUCGAAAAAUCCCAAGUGUGCCCUAUGUCAGUCGGAUCAUCCCACUUACACUUGCGUAAAAUAUUUGGAAAAAGCGCCAAGAGAACGACAUAUAUUUUGUAGAAAUCACCAUUUAUGCUUUGGUUGUCUCAGUAGCCUCCAUAACCUUAAAAGUUGUAAAUCUACGUCCGCUUGUAAAAAAUGUAACAGUAAAAAUCAUCACACUACAUUGCAUUUUGACCGUGAACAUGACCGAACCGACGCCACUGCUAGUGCUUACGCCAACGGCCGGAACCUAGAAAGUCCGAGUGAUCAAGAUACUCCCUCGAUGGAAACGCAACGCUCGCUGGUACUGUGCUCGGCUGCGUCCCCGGUCUCGCGAUCGCAAGUAUUGCUUUGUACUGCUUUAGUCGAAAUUAAAACAGGAAAAGGAAAUUUCAAACAAUUUCGCGCUGUUUUGGACUCUGGAUCUGAAAUUUCAAUUGUUUCUCAGAGAUGUUUUUCCGCUCUGAACAUUCGUAGUUCUCCAUGCAGCACAGUUAUCAAUGGAAUCGGAAACGAAUCGCAUUUACAAAACAUAGGUGAAGUUGAACUCUCUAUCAGAUCCAUCGGAUCGGAUGAUCCUUUGUUUGUCAUAAACGCCAACGUUCUUCCUAAAAUAUGCGGAAAACUUCCUUCGAGUAAAAUUACUACACAGUCUUGGCAUUAUUUGGAUAAGUUGAAGUUGGCCGAUCCUAAGUAUUAUUGUCCGGGAGAUAUUGACGUCCUUUUAGGUGCGGACGUAUUUUCGAAAAUUUUACUAAACAAUCACAUUCAGGGUCAAAACGGGGGUCCAGACGCGCUACAUACGGUAUUCGGGUACGUUUUAAUUGGAAAGAUAAAUACUGCUUCAACGAAUUCGGUUCAUACACUAUUUUGUGGAAGUCAUUGUGAUAUGAAUGCGUCAAUGAAAAGUUUUUUUGAUUUAGAGUCUGUACCGGAAUUCGAUAACGGUACAGAGACGGAUGUUUGUGAAGUAAUCUUCCGCGAGAACUAUUACAGAAAUGAAGAAGGGCGUUACGUGGUACCCCUUCCAUUCAAGGAAACAUCCCCGUUAUUUCCGGGAAGUAGAGAUUUAGCUGUGCAGCGUUUUUUGUCACUUGAAAGCCGUUUAUUGAAAAAUCCAAGUUUAUACAAGGAAUACUGUUCGGUGAUGAGAGAGUACUUAUAG